AACAAACUGCUUUUUUUAAAUCACAAAAAUAUAUUCCCUUGUCUUCUCUCUCUCUCUCUUUCUUCUUCUCUUUCUUUAGAUAUCAUGACUAGAAUCAUUCUACUUCUUAUAGCUUCUUUACUUGCACAUGUCAGUAUCACACACGCUUUUGAUGAAGGAUCUGUCAUUUUGCCUGUCUGGAACCAUCCUCUCGAUGGUCCUCCAGGAGGUCCUGCACCUCAAGCAACUGCCUGUGCCAAUGCAGGACAGAUUGCUGUCACCUAUAAUGAAGGUCCUAGUGAUGUUACUGCCAAAGUGCUAAAUGGUUUAAAAGCAGCUCAAGCCAAAGCUAAUUUCUUUGUGAAUGCUACUUGGCUCUAUACUCAACAAUAUGCCAUGAUCUUACAACGUGCUUAUAAUGAUGGCCACUUUAUUGGUAUGACUUACCGUCUUCCAGGUGAUUCUUCAGAAGGCUUCACAGACGAUCAAAUCAAGGCAGACGUGACCAAUACAGCCAAGAUUAUUGAGACUCUGAUUGGUGUGGCUCCUAAAUAUGUGCGAUUGCAUUAUUCCCAACCUGAAGAUGUUCGUCUAGAGAACAUUAUCCGUGAUAUGGGCUAUACCUUGGUUGCUUAUAACUUGGACACAGCAGACUAUAAUUUCAAGAACAAUCCAGAAGGUAUUUCUGAUUUGUACAAGCAAGUGUUUGCCAAACAACUGGAUACCUAUGAUUCCAAGGGUUCUUUUAUCUCUGUUCAAUAUGAUAUUCCUGAUACUGGCUCAUGGCAAGCAGUGUAUGAUGUAAUUCGUACGAUCAAUGAUGCUGGUUAUACCAUGGUUCGCUUAGACGGUUGCCUGAAUGAUAAUCAACCCUAUAAACAAAGUGCUGAUUCAACCAAAUUUGUCAGUGAUAAGCAUUCAUUUGGACAAUCCAAUUACAAAUCAGGACAAGUAUCGCCUGAAAAACCAACCAAUAACAGUGCUCAGUCCAAUAUAGCAGCAGCAGAAGCAGCAACUAAAGAAGAAGAAGAAGCCAUGAAGAAAUUUACAGGUACAGGAUCUAUUUACAAGUUUGAAUGGACACAUCUUGUUCUUGGUCUGGUUGCUCUUUUUUGUACUUGGGCUUUUUAAAAUAAAUUAAAUAAAUCGUGUUUGAUUCGUCCGGCAAAGGCAAAGAAAAA
This is a messenger RNA of Gilbertella persicaria, 1160 nucleotides long. RefSeq lists its product as uncharacterized. Lineage: Eukaryota; Fungi; Mucoromycota; Mucoromycetes; Mucorales; Choanephoraceae. Gene Ontology annotation, biological process: carbohydrate metabolic process. The record is from RefSeq and is a predicted model, not a curated record. Gene Ontology annotation, molecular function: hydrolase activity, acting on carbon-nitrogen (but not peptide) bonds. The coding region runs from base 85 to 1110 and encodes 341 amino acids. The transcript has 5 exons.